This is a messenger RNA of Porites evermanni, 309 nucleotides long. NCBI's taxonomy places the organism in Eukaryota, Metazoa, Cnidaria, Anthozoa, Scleractinia, Poritidae. The record is from the annotation of a GenBank genome assembly.
AAAGGUUGCGAAGAAAGCGAAGUGUCUAGCCAAGUAACGGAGUCUUCCCCACAAGAAACAGAAAACUUAAAGCCUUGGUCACGCAUUUUUGAUGAAGCCGAGAAACGCCAUGAGACCCAGCUAAACCCAUUGAUCAAUGAGUACGAAGGGAACGGAGAUUCAGAAAAUGUGGCCCGCGAGAACACUCCUCUUCCCGUUUACAGAAAAGAGCUAAGAAAAGUACUCUUAGAGAAUCUACAGUGCAUGCGUGCAAUGAAAAAAGAUCCACCUUCAAAAAAAGUGGUGGAAACCCAAGAACUUAAAUAUUGA